This is a messenger RNA of Phyllostomus discolor (pale spear-nosed bat), 2015 nucleotides long. RefSeq names its product pyridine nucleotide-disulphide oxidoreductase domain 2 (gene PYROXD2). Lineage: Eukaryota; Metazoa; Chordata; Mammalia; Chiroptera; Phyllostomidae. The transcript has 16 exons. The record is from RefSeq and is a predicted model, not a curated record. The coding region runs from base 66 to 1811 and encodes 581 amino acids. Gene Ontology annotation, molecular function: oxidoreductase activity.
CUCCCCCUGCUCUAGGAGGGCAAACGCGGGUUGCAGGCAAAUUCCUGGUCCAGUGCUGGCCAGAAAUGGCUGCAAGUGGCCGAGGCCUCUGCAGGGCCCUGAGUGCCUCUCCCUGCCCUGCUCGGAGACACGCUCACUGGGAAGCCAAGGCACGCCUGAAGCCAGAGUAUGACGCGGUGGUGAUAGGAGCAGGUCACAACGGGCUGGUGGCGGCGGCCUACCUGCAGAGACUGGGGGUGAGCACGGCAGUCUUUGAGAGGCGCCAUGUGAUCGGGGGCGCGGCUGUGACGGAGGAGAUCAUUCCAGGGUUCAAGUUCUCCCGAGCAUCCUACCUUCUCAGCCUGCUGAGGCCACAGAUUUACACGGACCUGGAGCUGAAGAAACAUGGCCUGAAGCUCCACCUUCGAAACCCCCACUCCUUCACCCCCCUGCUGGAAGAAGGCACAGGGAGCAGGCUACCCAGGUCCCUACUCCUGGGCACCGACAUGGCGGAAAACCAGAAGCAGAUCGCCCAGUUCUCACAGAAGGAUGCCCAGGCUUUUCCCCAGUAUGAGGACUUCAUACAUCGCUUGGCACUAGCCAUUGACCCCCUGCUGGACGCAGCCCCGGUGGACGUGGAGGCCUUCCGGCAGGGGUCCCUGCUGCAGAGGCUCAAGUCACUGGCCACCCUCGCGCCCCUGCUGCAGGCGGGCCGCACCCUGGGAGCCCGGCUGCCCCAGUACUACCAGGUGCUCACUGCUCCGAUGACCAAGGUGCUGGAUCAGUGGUUUGAGUCCGAGCCUCUGAAAGCCACUCUAGCAACAGAUGCUGUGAUCGGAGCCAUGACAAGUCCCCACACUCCGGGGAGUGGGUAUGUGCUGCUGCAUCACAUGAUGGGGGGCCUGGAGGGGACGCAGGGGGCCUGGGGCUACGUCCAGGGUGGCAUGGGUGCCCUCUCUGAUGCCAUCGCCAGCUCAGCCACUGCACACGGAGCAAGUAUCUUCACUGAAAAGCCUGUGGCGAAGGUGCAGGUGAGCAGUGGAGGAAGCGUUCAAGGAGUUGUGCUGCGAGAUGGCUCAGAGGUGAGGAGCAAGGUGGUGCUGUCCAAUGCUUCGCCGCAGAUCACCUUCCUGAAGCUGACGCCGCAGGAGUGGCUUCCUGAGGAGUUCGUGGAGAGGAUCUCUCAGCUGGACACCCAGUCGCCUGUCACCAAGAUCAACGUGGCCGUCAACAGGCUGCCUGACUUCCUGGCAGCCCCCAACGCUCCCGGGGGCCAGCCGCUGCCCCAUCACCAGUGCUCCAUCCACCUGAACUGUGAGGACACCCACCUGCUCCAUCAGGCCUUUGAGGAUGCGGCGGAUGGCCGGCCCUCCCGCAGGCCGAUGAUUGAGCUCUGCAUACCCUCCUCGCUGGACCCCACCCUGGCUCCGCCCGGCUGCCACGUGGUCUCCCUCUUCACGCAGUACACGCCCUACACCCUGGCUGGAGGCAAAGUCUGGGACGAGCAGGAGAGAAAUGCUUAUGCAGACAGAGUGUUUGACUGUGUCGAGGCCUACGCCCCUGGCUUCAAGGGCUCCGUGGUGGGCAGAGACGUCCUCACACCCUCGGAUUUGGAGAGAAUCUUUGGGCUUCCUGGAGGGAACAUCUUCCACGGCGCCAUGACGCUGGACCAGCUCUACUUCGCCCGCCCUGUGCCCCUGCACGCCAGCUACCGCUGCCCCCUCCGGGGCCUGUACCUCUGCGGAAGCGGGGCCCACCCUGGAGGUGGUGUCAUGGGAGCUGCUGGACGCAACGCAGCUCGUGUUGUCUUCGGGGACCUCAAGAGCAUGUGACCCUGAAUCAGGAAGAAGAAUCCACCCUUGAGCUUUGAAGUCUGCACUGGGUCCUCUACCCAGGCUAUAGCCCAAGGGAAACUAGUCCUCAAAGCUAAAACGACUAUUUUAGAAAAACAUUCAAGUUGCAUUUGGUACUGAUUAACCUUGUAGCCAUGUCUUCAUGAAUGAAUUGCUUUUGUUUUAUUAAAAAUAAUGUUUUAG